Opisthocomus hoazin is the source of this 5433-nucleotide messenger RNA. The record is from RefSeq and is a predicted model, not a curated record. NCBI's taxonomy places the organism in Eukaryota, Metazoa, Chordata, Aves, Opisthocomiformes, Opisthocomidae.
AUGGAAUCUCUGACUCCAUCUCCAAACAUAGUAGAUGUGAAUCUGAAGAUAACUCAUAUAGAAUGCCAUCCUGAAUGCUUGGUUAUAGUAUUCCAGGGUCAAUGCAAGGCAGGAUGUGAGCUUGAUUAUUACAUACUACAAAAUGAAAUACAACGUGUAUUCAAAGUAAAAGAUAAUGUUUACAUUGGUGGACCUUGUUUGGUGGAAGACACAGAAGGAAAAUGGCAUAGAGGAAGAGUUCUGGAAAAGAGACACAAUAUCUGUGAGGCUUUUCUUAUAGACACUGGGCAAGUGUUAGUGGUUGAGGAAAUGCAUCUUGCUUCUGCUUCUGAUGAAUUGUUUCGGCUGCCUCCAAAGAUGGUUUUGGGUGUUUUUGCAAGCAUUCUUCCUCUUGGAGAAAAAUGGUGUCCAAAAGCCAUUAACUAUUUUUCAUCUCUGGUAGGAUUACAUAUUACAGGUCAUGUGAAAGCCGUUAUACCAUACCAACUGUUUAUUUUAGAAGUGCCAAAGGUCGUUAGUGAUAUUCUUGAACUGCAGUUAGGAAAAUUUAUUGACGAAGAUUCAUUUUGUCUUAUUGUCAAAACAUUGAGAGCAUUUCCCCAAGAAAUGCUUUGUAAGAGAGUACCACAGUUGUUGCAAAAGAAAUGUUCAGUGAAGGAGUUGCUUAGUUUCAGUAAUUCUGGGAAACCAACAGAGUUUUGGCCGGUUCCAGGUGAUCUUUUUCCACGUCUACCUGUUGGCAGUAAAGAAAAUGUAAAAAUAACUGUUGCAGUAAGCCCAAAUAAAUUUUACUGUCAGAUACAGAAAUGGCAGAAAGAGUUGGAAGAUUUGACGGGAGCUAUGCAUUUGUACUAUGAAGCUGUCAGUACAGAAAAUAAUAAAUCUUUUGAUAGUUUAGGGCUACUCUGUGCUGCCAAAAGGCAAAAUGGACAAUGGCAUAGAGGAGUGAUAAAACAGCUUCUCGCUGACAGUGUGGAAGUCUGGUUUAUGGAUUUUGGCGAUACUGAAGCUGUGCCAUCUAGUUGCAUUCAGAAACUUAAAGUAGAGUUCAUGGCGUUACCGAUGAUUUCAUUUCCAUGUGCGCUGUCUUGUUUUGAUAGUCAGGAUGAAACAGUAAUAAAAAUUCAGCUGAAAGAACUUAUACAGGCCUUGAUAGGACAAACUUCUGUAUGUGUCCAUGUUGAUUUAUUCAGUGACGUUAAGCACUUGUAUUAUGUUACGCUGCAAAAUCAAAAUCUUGGAAUUAAUGCUAGGCAUCCAGAAAACCUGAAUGAGGCAACUGCAUUAUGUGUCUCGCUUUCGGACGCAAAAAUUCCAAGUAUUGCUGUGAACUACAAACCAUUUGAUGAGAGAUACAAUUCAUUUAAGAAUUGUACUGGAAAUAAACAUACAAAAAACUGCAUACGUGAAUGGGAUAUUUCUUUGUCAAGCUACUGCAAAACAGUAGAAAUGCAAAUGAAUUCUUUCCAUAAUGCUUUUGUGGUGUAUGUUGUAAAUCCGUCUGACUUCUGGAUUCAAACAUGUGACUAUCAGAAUGAAUUUCAAACUUUGAUGAAAAGUAUUACAGAUGCAUAUAACCGAUGUAGAGCUGAUGAAAUGAUCCUUAAAAACCCAGAACCUGGAUUGCUGUGCUGUGCCCGAUACAGCAAAGACAUGCGUUAUUAUCGGGCUGUUGUAAUUGAAGUGCUUAAUGUAAACAUUUUUGUUUAUUUUUUGGACUUUGGAAAUACAGAUACAGUACCCUGUCAUGAUGUGAAAACAUUGCUCCCUGAGUUUUCUGAUUUACCAGCUUUAGCUAUGUGUUGUACACUUGCUCGUACGUUUCCCAUUGAUGGUGUGUGGGUUAAAAAGGACACUGAUUUCUUCAAAGAUAUAGUGUUUAACAAAGUACUCAACCUUCAAGUGGUUGGAAAGCGAAACGACAAAUACAUUGUUAAUGUGCAGUGUAAGAAUGCUUUGCAGCACGGAAAUGUUGCCACAUGUAUGGUUCAAGCAGGAUAUGCUGAAUACUGGGAAAAGGCACCAGAUUCUGUUCUAAAUUUGGCAAAAAAAAGUCAAGCCUUAGGUCCCCACAAGUUGAAGAAAAAAAAAAAGACAGGCUCACUUAAUUGUUCUGAAGAAGUGGGUAGACGUUUUAAAGACUUAAUUUCUGCUUCUAGAGGACCACUGACUUGUGUCAUUUAUGCUCUUAUUCUUAUAGGCCCCAACUCUUUAUGUAAUAUAGUUGACUUACAGACUCCAUUUGUUAGUGCAGAGGAAUUCCUUGGAGAACAUGGUCUCACCCAGUCUGAAUUUAUUGGUCUGAGAAAUCUUGCAGCUUUAGGUACUCUAUACAGUUUUUGCUACUCAUCUUUUAAUGUAAAAAUCAGAAGUGAGGAAGAAGUUUAUAUAACUUACAUAAAUAGUCCUUCAAAGUUCUAUUGUCAGCUUAAUCGAAACACUGAAACUAUAGAAGCAUUGAUGGAGAAGGUUAGUGUCAUAAGUAAAAUGUCAAAUGAUGCAAAAUACGAUACCGGCAAUACACGAUUAUGUAUUGCCAGAUAUUUUGAAGAUGGUCUCUUUUAUAGAGCUUUGGCUUUUCCUGUGGAAUCGACGUCCUAUCUAUGUGCUGACUUUGUGGAUUUUGGAAAUAAGAAUAUGGUAGAGAGAGACCAGUUGAUGCCUAUUCCAGACUCUGCCACUGACCUACUAUUCACACCCAUGCAAGCUAUUAAAUGCUGUCUGUCAGAUCUCAGGGAGACAAGAAUUCCAGCAAGAGUUACUAGAUGGUUUAAGGAAACAUUCCUUGGUAAACUGCUGAAGGCUCUAAUUGUAUCCAGAGAAUCAGAUGGACAGAUUAUUGUGGAGUUGUAUGAUGGGCAGCUCAAAGUAAGUCAGAAAAUUAAAGAAAAAAUAUGGGAAGAAUUGGCACUGAAAAAUGGCACAGAACAAUUUGUUGGAAGUAAUGGAAGAGUGAUGCGUCACAUGGAAGAUGACAAAAAAAUUAACAAAGUAGCUGUUAAAAAUCCUGAGAAAGUUAAAUUGAAAACUGAAGUGAAAUGCCAACUGUAUGAUAAGUAUUAUCAGUCAGGUAUUGGACAGAAUUUUGAAGAUGAAGAGCAAACUGCACAUAGCACACAAAAGUUGUGUAGUGGGUCCUCAAACCCACUAACUUUACAGGACAGUGAAGAACCAGGUUUUAGAAAUACUCUCAGUGCUGUUCUGGAGGACAGAGAGGAACCUCUGGUUGGAGAGCCCGCUUCUCCAUCACUCUGUCAUCCUGCUUUAAGUUCAAAGGAAGUAACUGUAAAUGCUCUCUCUGAAUCUCAUUAUGAAAGACUAAAUUUUCUUCCUCAACGUGAUAUUCAGGUGAAUUCUGAAGUAGCAGGGUAUAUUUCUCAUAUGAAUAGUCCAUCAAGUUUCUAUGUUCAGCUUGCAGAGGAUGAAAACUUAAUAAUGCAACUAGCAGAAGAAUUAAAUGAAAGUGUGGUGAAUAUGGGUUGUGAAAGUUGCUUAGAUGAGCUCAUGGUAGGGGAUCUCAUUGUAGCAGAGCAUGAAACUGAUUGUUUUUACUAUAGAGCAGUUGUUAAAACUCUGAGAUCAGGAAACUCCUUUGAAGUAGAGUUCAUUGACUAUGGUAAUGCAGCAGUUGUAAGUCCUUCAAAAAUCUGCAGGAUUCAGAAAAAGUUUUUAACCUUGCCGAGGCUCAGUGUUCAUUGUUUCCUUAGCAGAGUAAAAAGUGUGCCUGGUGAAGGCUGGACUAAUAAAAUUACUUCCUAUUUUGUGAGCAAAAUAAAUAACAAGGCAGUUGCUUGCAAGUUCUUACAGCAACAUGGAGAGCAAUGGGAAAUAGAUGUGAUUUGUGAUGGGAAGUCUAUGUCUAAUGACCUUCUGCAGAAACAAGGUAGGGCAAGGUGGCAAAAAACAACUGUCCAUAAUCAGGAAAAUAGGUCAAAACAAAAUCUCGUUACAAAUGGUAAUCUACAAGAUAGAAAAUCAAGAAAUGGUUUAGGUGGUCAAAGUGAAACUAAGGCUGUUAACGUGAAAAAAACUUCCAAAACAGCAUUAAAUGUCCUUCCUCAAGAUCUAAAUUCUGGACAGGUAGAAGGAGCAGAAGUAACUAAUGUUGCAGAGUGUGGAGAACUUCAUGUACAGUUACUUAGAAAUUCGCAGAUAUUACAUGAGUUAAAUGUAAUGCUUGUCAAAGAAGCACAAAGAAGUGAUUUGCUUAGAGUGGAUGACAUUGAAUUAGGAUUGGAAUGCAUGACGAAAUCUGAGAGGAACUUGAAGUGGUAUCGAUCAAAAGUGAUAAAGAAAUUCGUUAAUGAGAAGUUAAUGCUAGUUUUUUUCAUGGAUUAUGGCAAUUGUGAGAUGGUGUCCUUAACUAAUGCAAAGAUGCUCAGUGAUGAGAUCAGAAGUAUUCCUAAACAAGCUGUAUUUUGUAAAUGGGUUUGGUUUAAAAAACUGAAGAAAAUUCCAUUUGUCCAUGUAGUAAAUGCACUCCUGGAUCAUGAAAUAAGGAUCUUGUUUUUGAGAUAUUUGGAAUCCUCUCAUAUCUGGGAAGUAGAUAUUAUAGUAGGGGAAAUUCUACUUCAGGAGUAUUUGAACCAGCUUUUAAGUCAUUGUGGGACUAUUGCUGGACGAGAAAAAUCCAGUGAUACAGAUUGUAAGGAGUUUGAUACAUCAUUCAAGAUAAAUUCAAUCCCAUGGACGCUGCUGCAGAGUGGCAGAAAGUAUCCUGGGUUUGCAACUGCAGUUACUGAUCCUUCAAACUUCUGCAUCCAGUUUGAAAUCUUUUUUGAUUGCAUGAAAAACUUGUCUUUGCUUCUCUCUGACCUUCCUGACAGCUUGCCAACUUUGCCAGAAGAACUUGUGGCUCCUGGUGCUAGCUGCUUGAUCGAAUUUGGACUGGAAGCACAGUGGAACAGGGCAGAAAUUAAUGAAGUAACAAGUCAGUCUGUUGUUCUUACAUUGAUUGAUUAUGGGUUUUUGAAGAGCAUCCCUUGCUCUGAUAUCCAUAAACUUAAAGUUAUUCCGGAAAGUGUGUCUUGUAUACCACGCUUGGCACACUCUUGCUCUUUACAUGAUACCAUUCCUGCCCUGGGGGAAUACUGGAGUGAUGAAGCUAAACUUCUGUUUCAGAAACUUCUUAGUAAACCGGAUCUGGUAUUUCACUUUAAACACUAUGGUUCUGAAAUGAAAUUAGAGGUGGAUGUUCUGUAUGAGGAGCACAGUCUAGCUCAUGACUUAGUUGCUGCUGGCCAUGCAGUCUACUCUAGAAGUAAGUGCUGCAUCAUUCCGGUUAACACAAUUAAAUCAGAAAAAAUAGAUUUGCAGCCAAAGUGUCCAAAUUCUAGUUACUGUGCUUCCCUUUGUGAACUAGAUUACAAUUCUGACAAAAACUCAUAUUUUGGUGGCAGAAAUAAAUCAAAUGAAACAAAAAAAAGUAUCUGA